Messenger RNA from Pundamilia nyererei, 2074 nucleotides. RefSeq names its product pleckstrin homology domain containing, family B (evectins) member 2 (gene plekhb2). Lineage: Eukaryota; Metazoa; Chordata; Actinopteri; Cichliformes; Cichlidae. The record is from RefSeq and is a predicted model, not a curated record. Gene Ontology annotation, biological process: regulation of cell differentiation. Gene Ontology annotation, cellular component: membrane. Bases 362 to 1030 code for a protein of 222 amino acids. The transcript is spliced from 8 exons.
GCCGUCGGCCAUGUGAUUACCAAACGUUAGAAACGAACUUCAACAAGCGCGCCCUCGCUCCGUUUGCUAGCACUUUCCACCACUGUCAGCUGAUAGGUUACGUCAUCCAAAACAAAAACCUCCCUCUCGCGGAAAGACUGAACAUUCGUGAAGAUGCUCUGUGGGCGUGGCUUAAGGCCUCCGUUGUGGACAGUAACAGUGUCAGCUAAGUUUAGCGGUCAGGGUUUUUCCUCUCCGUGGAAGGAGUCUUCUUCUUUUUAUUUUUUUUGCAUCUCACUUCCGUGUUUGCUGUUUCUCCACGAAAAGCUUGAUAUCACUCUCCCCCCAAAAAGCAUACAAAAAAUCAAGUGUUACUUCCAAGAUGGCCAUGGUAAAGAGUGGCUGGCUUCAUCGACAAAGUACCAUACUGCGUCGAUGGAAAAGAAACUGGUUUGACUUAUGGGCUGACGGACGACUUGUGUUCUACAACGAUCAACAACGGCGCGACAUGGAGGACGACAUCCACAUGAGGGUCAACUGCAUUAACAUCCGCAACUCCGCUGGAUGUCAGGAGCUGAACCCACCGGAGGGAAAGACGCGUGAUGCCUUGUUCCAGAUAGUGUGCAGAGAUGGACGGGUCAUCAGCCUGUGUGCAGACAGUGCAGAUGAUGCUCUGGCAUGGACAAUGGCACUUCAAGAUGCCAGAGUUAAUAUGGUGGUCACUGCUCCUCAGAUCGGCUUUGCACAGGAGGUGAUUGCAUCUGCUCCUCCCCCCUACUCGGAAUAUCCUCCCCAACCGGUUUAUGCCCCAGGCCCAUAUGGAGACUACACUGCACCGCCCCCACAGGCCACACAGGUCGUAUACUCUGCUGAUGGGCAGCCCUACACAGUUGCUUAUCCUUAUCAAUACCAAGGUGGGUACGUUGCUUCUGGAGUGAACCAUGUCAUCAUUCGGGAGCGACAGCGUGACGACGGAGGAGAUGUGGCUUUGGGCAUGCUCGCUGGAGCGGCAACCGGUUUAGCACUCGGCUCUCUCUUCUCUGUAUUCUAGCGUCAGAACUAAUGUACUUCUAGCAGCCAGUGACUCCCUCCCCCUGUAUUUAUAUGGCCUCCUCUCUGUAUCAUCACGUGAGUUAGAAUGAAACGUGUCUGUUGGGCUACAUCUAUCUGACGCAUAAUUGUGAUGUGCAGUGAAUUACUCACCAUGUAUUCUCAGCACUUUCAAAUACAGUCUAUGUUGCUGUUUACCAACAUCUUUGUGUUAUCUGAAUAUGAAUAUUCUUAACCAAAAAACAUAAUGUAAUAUAAGCAUUACUUAAUUUUCAAAGUUGUCAAAAUGACAGAAAAGACACUACUCCUUUCAUGCACAUUUCAGGUCCUCUCCUGUCAAUUUGCUUCCACUUCACGGUGCACAGAUGUUUUUUUUGUGUUUAUUUCCGUUUACUGUAUGUUUUUCUAUUUUAAUGUUUUGUUGUUUUGAUUGUGAAUUUGCAUCGUAUCUUUGACUCCUGAGGUAAUUAGUGGUGGAGCUAGCUUCAGAUGAGCAUAGUUUUCUGAGGGACCCGUUUGAUGAACAUUGGUUUGAUUAUAUAGUCUGUUAUAUUGUAACCCUGGCAUUUACAUGAAGUGAAAUGGGACAUCACUCCUUGAGAUUUAUAAGUGCUUGGUUUAUGUUUUUUUCAUUGGCAGCUUUUCAAUCAUGCCUUUGAUUUAAAGUGUUUUUUUUAAUUUCCAUAGACUUAAAAAAGCCUUAUCAGGUAAAUCUCUUGAGUCAUUUCACUUGGCUAGGACCCUUUUUUUCUCAGCAUAUAAAUUAUGACCGCUUUUAAAAUCCAAACUUCUGCUCAAUAGAAAACAUUUUGGUCUACAUUUCAAACAGAUUUUUUCAUCACUACUGACACUGAAUUAAGAGAUGUAUAAGAAAUGUUUUGCAAGCAGCUUAUUGAUGUAAUUUUUUCUACAAGUCUUAAUUUGUUUGUUGCUGUGAAAUUAAUAUUCACUUAUCAUAUAAGGAAAUUAAAUUGUGAUUUACACUGCAUUAGAAAUAUAGAAAUAUGAUAGUUAACUAAGAGAUGUAUUUUAACAAAUAAACAUA